Ipomoea nil (Japanese morning glory) is the source of this 543-nucleotide messenger RNA. RefSeq lists its product as uncharacterized. The transcript has a single exon. NCBI's taxonomy places the organism in Eukaryota, Viridiplantae, Streptophyta, Magnoliopsida, Solanales, Convolvulaceae. The record is from RefSeq and is a predicted model, not a curated record. The coding region runs from base 1 to 543 and encodes 180 amino acids.
AUGCUGAUCUCCUCCAGGUCCGAUGAAGUGCUCCACCUAGCAGUCGGACAGGAGACAAACGCAGAGGUAUGGACGUCGAUCACAACGUCCCUAGGAUCCUCCACCGAAGCUCGCUGCCUCAGCCUCCUAAGCCAAUUCCAGACGUUGAAGCAAGGGAAUUCAUCGAUAGCUGAAUAUUUGGGACGUGCCGAGGUUCUCGUGGAAGCUUUGGCUCAAGCUGGAUGGCUGCUUUCCUCCACCGAGCAGAACCUGUAUGUGCUACGAGGUCUGCAUCAAGAUUUGCGGAUUAUGGCAGCAUCGCUCACCGCCAUCAACAACGCUGUCUCACUCCCGCAGCUGGCUGACUUCCUUCAGGCACAAGAGUUCAUCAUCUUUGAUGAAUACUCUGCAGUUGGCGACGACAAUGGUGGUCACCCGACGGCCAUGCACGUAGGGCGCGGUUGUGGUUCGAGCGGCGAUGGCGGAAGAGGCUCCGGCUCUGGGCAGCAGUGGCGAGGCGGUCGAGGUGGUAAUGGCCGGAAUGGCCGUGGCGCUCCAAGGUGA